AUGAAUCCAACAAGACUUUUGAGGCUGCAGCCUUUGCGGGCAGCUGCUCUGAGGCAGCCGGCCUUCCGCCAAUCCGCCUCGAGACAGACCAGGCCAUUCCACAACUCUAGGGUGAUGUUCAGGGCAAAGGCAAACGAGCAAAGCGCGCACACGAUCACUCAGAGGAUCCGCAGUCUCAAGAAGGUCCCUCCGGAACUGCUUCCCCUCGGCGUUGUCAUCCUGUUCGCCCUCUUCGCAGCCGGCUUUGCCAUGACCAGGAAGCUGUUGACCGACAAGACCCUUCGUCUUCACAAAAACCCACCGAAGCCAGCGCACUGA
Molecule: messenger RNA, 318 nt
Organism: Capronia epimyces CBS 606.96
Lineage: Eukaryota; Fungi; Ascomycota; Eurotiomycetes; Chaetothyriales; Herpotrichiellaceae
Exons: 4
Coding region: 1-318 (105 amino acids)
Source: RefSeq, a predicted model, not a curated record